GCUUCGCAGAUGAGGGAGCAGCUGACCCGGCUGGGCAGUGACCCGGCGCACUGGCGGCACGCUGACCUGGCCACCAUCUACGUGGUCACGGCGACCCACGCCGUGCCGACGCAGAAGGCCGACCUCGUGCGGCUAAUGAACACGCUGUCGCACGUGCCCAACUUGCACUGGCUGCUGGUGGAGGACGCGGCUCACAAGACUGACCUAGUCCGCAAUCUGCUGCGCCGCUCCGGCCUCGUCUACACCCACCUGAACGUGCCGACGCCGCCCGAAUACAAGCUGAAGCCCACGGAUCCGCGCUGGAAGAAGCCUCGCGGCGUGCUCCAGAGGAACGCCGGCAUCUCUUGGCUCCGAGAGAACCUGGAGAUCGUGGACGCCAACGGCGUGGUCUACUUUGCCGACGAUGACAACACCUACAGCCUGGAGCUGUUCGCAGAGAUGCGGGACCUGCAGUCGGUGGGCGUGUGGCCCGUGGGCCUGGUGGGUGGCGUGAUGGUGGAGCGGCCGCAGGUCACCGGCGGCCGCGUCACCGGCUGGCUCACACACUGGCGAUCCGACCGCGCCUUCGCCACCGACAUGGCCGGUUUCGCCGUAAACGUCCGGCUGUUCCUGAACCACCCGACGGCCCUGUUCUCACUCGAGUCGCAGCGCGGCUUCUUGGAGACUGACCUGCUCACCCAGAUGGGAGUCACGCUGGACGAUCUGGAGGUCAAGGCCGACCAGUGUACAAAGGUCCUGGUGUGGCACACUCAGACCUUGAAGGCCGACCUCAAGAUCGAAAAACAGCUGGCGAAGGAGGGCAAGGCGCCCUCCAACGCCGGCAUCGAGGUGUGAUUGAUCACCCCAUUCCGCCGCCGCCGCCGCAGCGCUGAUUGGCUGGUCAAGCGAUGACGUCGGAAAGCAGCCUGCUGAGUGACGUACUGAGUACGUCAUGGCCCCGAAUGUGGCCCGUGUGGUGGUGAGAGCAUACUAGGAUCGACGCGUUGCAUGGUGGGCGGUGACGUUUUAGAUGGCGACGUCCUGCUAAGAGGGACUGGUUAGUGAUGUGGUACUGCUCGCGGGGACAUCGCGUGCCAUAUGGCGUCGUGCUCGCGCGGAUGGGAUGAUGUGUGCGUUUUCCCCGCUCGUGUCGGAGACGAAGAAAAUGCAGCAGUAUGACGACCAUUUCAUCGCGUGGUAUCGUCGUGCUCCGAGGAUUGUGAGCUUGCUGACACUGCACGGGCCUAGUCAGACCCCUGGGGCCGGUGAUGGCGACAUUGACGGCCGGUCUCGUGUUUCUUGCCGUUCUCGUGCAGUAUGGAUGCCACGGGACAGCCUUAGGGCGUUGGCCUGUCUCGUGUGUUGCGGGGCAGACAUACUGGUGCCGUGGGGCACCGUUCUCGACACCGUUCUCCAAGUGCAAAGCGGGCGUUUGUCUGCCGACAUGAACGGAACGCGACGUGUUCCAUUUUGAGGCCUCACUUGUGAUCGCUUGGUAUGGGGUGCAGGAUGUUAGCGUAUUCUGGGCGGGCGCCACUGGAGGGCAGUCGGGAGGUGGCAGGGGAGAUGGCUCGAAUUAUAGGUGUGUGAUUGAGCUGUGGUGAUGGAGAAAUAGAAGUGACAUCUCUUUUGAAGCUCACAUUGCCAGCGCAUUCUUACUCAUUUUGCUCAUCGUUCUUUCCGUUGAGAAAGAAAUUACUGGUGAGGUUAGCGGCUGUUCAUUUAUGUAUGUUAAUUUGGCUGGAUAUAAAUUUUUAUUUUGCCAUUUUUGUCAACUUUCGGGUCGUAUAUUACCCUUUGGCCCACGGAGUUUGUAAGUGUGUAACAAAUGUAUUGUAAAAUUGUAUUGGUGGAUCAUCUCUGAUAUUUGAGUUGUCCACAUAGACGCCAGCUGUGUGGUGGGUUUCGUACUUAGUCUUUCAGUGCUUCCAAGCGAUGACAUGUGGGCUGGCGUUGCAGCUGGUGGCAGGACCACUGGCUUAGUUCCUCUGGUGUAUAAACAAUACAAUGCAAUU
Pollicipes pollicipes is the source of this 1994-nucleotide messenger RNA. RefSeq names its product Glucuronyltransferase I (gene GlcAT-I). Lineage: Eukaryota; Metazoa; Arthropoda; Thecostraca; Pollicipedomorpha; Pollicipedidae. Gene Ontology annotation, biological process: carbohydrate metabolic process; chondroitin sulfate proteoglycan biosynthetic process. The record is from RefSeq and is a predicted model, not a curated record. Gene Ontology annotation, cellular component: Golgi membrane. Gene Ontology annotation, molecular function: galactosylgalactosylxylosylprotein 3-beta-glucuronosyltransferase activity.